AUGGACCUGUCUACGGUCUUCGAAGCCAUGCGGGAGAAAGAAGAGGAGCUAGCCGAGGCUGAGCAACGGCUGCUGUUCGACCGGGAUAACCUCGAGACGGCGCGCGAACUCAUCCAGGAACGUGAGGCUCGUCUUGCCGAAAACCAGACGUCUCAGUUGUCUUUGCGGGAAGACGCGGAGAAGAUCCGUUCGAAGCUGGCGGAGCAGACGGAGGAGCUGGUAGCGGCUCGCAAGGAAGUCGACUUGAGGAAUAAGGAGAUUCGCGAGGCCAAGGAGGGGUUGGGUAAGAAGGAGGAGGAGAUCUCUCGAGCCCAUGCGGCGAUCCGAGCAAGGAAUGAGAAGUUGAGGCUUGCCGAAGCUCAGCUGCAGGCUCAGGAGAGCCAGCUUGUAGCUUCGACAGCGGAGGUACGGCAAUUGCGGUUGGAUCUCAGAUCUGCGGUUGCCGAAAAGAAACGGUUGCAGGAGGAGCUGGAGGAUUCGCAGAAGGAGCUGCGUCGGCAGGAGGGUAAACUGACGGCCAUGGAAUCAGAUUUGGAGAAAAGAGGCGGCAUUGUGACAGCUGCGCAGAAGGAGAUAAAGAUUCUUCAGAAGCAUCUGAAGAACUCCGGAGUAAAAGGAGAGGCUGCGUCUCGGGAGCUCGCUCAAGCGAAGUCAAUGAUUGGUGCGGUGAAGGCCGAGUUGAAGGUGUCUAACGAAGCUCUGAGCAAAUUCCGUUCCGAGGUCCAUGAGUUGAAAUCCGCCGUCUCGAGACAGGAACGCGAGGCGACCAACGCGUCGAUGCUUUUGAAAAAGCGGGAACGGGAGCUCGAACGAGCAAACGCGGAACUCGCAAAGGAGAGGGCGACGUUGCAAGCAGUCCGCGCCGCGGUUCUGGAUCUCGAGACUAAGUUAAAGCACGAGAUGGACGCCUGCGAGACGCUCGCAAUGGAGGUCCGGGACGCGCGGUCGAGGCUUCGCACAGCCAUGUCUGAAGCUUCCGAGCUCCGUAAAUCCGUCCGACAGGCGGAGUCAGAACUCUCAGACGCCAAAAUCACCCUCCAGCUUAAAGAAGCAGAACUCGUGGGUCUCCGCCUGGAGCUACAAGAAAGUGCAUCGGAUCUGUCUAUAGCGAAGCAGGACCUCAAAUCCCGGUCAGAGGAGCUCGACGCCGCGGCAAGCGCGCUGGAGGGACUUCGCCGGGAGCUGGCAGCAGUGAAGCUGGAGCUUCAAGUUAAAGAUGAGAGAGUCGCGGCGUCGGAUAAGGCUCUAGAGAUGCGGGAGGAGACGAUUGGGGCGAUGGAGGUGAAGCUGGAGGGCAGCAACGCGCGCCUGGCGGCGGCGGAAACCGUCGUGGAGCAGAUUGCGGAGCUCUCGCGCAAGCUCGCGGAUUCCGCGCUCGCCGCCGGGGGUUUCGACAUGGGGGUGCUGACGUCCGGGAGAGCGGUGCAGAGCGGUGGGGUGGGGUCGGUGGGGUUGAGAGGCGGGAAGAUGCUGGUGGGGGAGAGCGUGCUGCUGGCGGAGACGAACCGAGAGCUGUUCGCGGCGAGCCGAGCGCUGCUGGAGAAGGAGCAUGGGAUGCAGCUGCUGCAGGUAGGCCCUACUGACCUCCCCGACCUGCUGCUUCAUAUACACCUAAUUUUCCCUCCCCAACUCUCCCCACCCCGUUCCCUUCCUCGCACUUGCUUUCCAUCUCUACUUCUUUCUACGUCUCUCUCUCGUGCAGCCCCCUCUGCCCGGCCUCCUUGGCCUUUUCGUCUCCCUUUGCCUCAUUUUGUUUCAUUCUUAUCCAUCCCUUGGCCGACCCCUCAUCCCAAGCAGGAGCAGGAGCAAGAACAGAGGGAGCAGAACGAACGUCUAUUGGAGCAGCUCCGGGCAGCAAGGGCAGCGCUGGGAGAGAAACAGAUCGAGCUGGACUCCGUGAAAUCCCUCCUAGCCGAGCGGGAGGAGGAGAUCCGGCAACUGACGGCGCGGUGGGAGGAGCGGGAAGCUGCGCUGACGGCCAUGCGCGCGGAGGUGAUCAGCGGAGCCAGGGAGAUCGCGCAGCUGCGGGACGUUAUCAAAUCCGCCUCCUCACGCCAAGCAGGGCAGCAGGGCGAGGGGGUGGAGAAGGUGUCGCAGGCGGAUUUGGUGGCGCAUGAAGUGGUGAAGCUGGAACUCGAGGUGGCGAAAGUUGAGGUAGAGACCGCCAUGUCAGCUCUGCAAGGCUUGGCUGAUCUCAGUGCCCAGCUCAAGGCAGAUACAAACGACCGCCCGCUGCUGCUUCCCGCAUCCUCGCUCGGUUCCUCUACUGCUUCCGCCAGUCAACUACACGGCUCUCGCCCUGCUCUGGCCUCUGCCUCUGCUGCUGUCGGCGUAUCAGGGAGUGCCGCCCAACAGGGAGAGGAGCAGGAGCAGCAGCAGAGGUUGCAACGGCAGCAGGAGCGGGAGGAGCGGAGGCAGAGGGAGGAGGAGCAGGAGGAGGCGAGGAUGCAGCAGCAACUGCAGGAGCGGGACAAUGCGCUGCGCAUGGCGGUGCGAGCCAUGUCCAACCUCACCCGCCUCACUCAGAAGCUUGCAGCUGACGCCCAGGCAGAGCUCUCAGGUGAAGAGCCCGUGCUGCAGAUGUAG
Messenger RNA from Closterium sp. NIES-65, 2586 nucleotides. Lineage: Eukaryota; Viridiplantae; Streptophyta; Zygnematophyceae; Desmidiales; Closteriaceae. The record is from the annotation of a GenBank genome assembly.